GGAUGGGUCUCCCGCCGUUGCAUAGGCCAUUGAUGGGACCAAAUGUGCCCAUGGCUGGCCCCAAUUCAAUGCCGCAGAAACCUAGAACUGAAGAGGAUGACAUGAAGGAUCUCGAGGCUUUGUUGAGCAAGAAGUCUUUUAGAGAAUUGCAGAAGUCAAAGACUGGCGAGGAGCUUUUGGACCUCAUUCACCGGCCAACUGCCAGGGAAACUGCUGUGGCAGCAAAGUUUAAAACUAAAGGUGGUUCACAACUGAAGGAAUACUGCUCAUCCUUAACAAAAGAGGACUGCCGGCGUCAAUCUGGCUCUUUUAUUGCAUGUGAAAAGGUUCAUUUUCGGCGAAUAAUUGCUCCUCAUACUGACAUCAAUCUUGGUGAUUGCUCCUUUCUUGAUACUUGUCGGCACAUGAAGACAUGCAAAUAUGUUCACUACGAGCUUGAUCCAAUUCAAGAUGUGCCACCUAUGGCGAUGGGGGCUGCAUCUAUUACUCCUUCGAAACCACUAAAGCCUCAGCGAGCUGAAUAUUGUUCAGAGGUAGAACUUGGUGAACCACAAUGGAUUAAUUGCGAUAUUCGUAAUUUUAGAAUGGAUAUCUUGGGGCAAUUUGGAGUCAUAAUGGCAGAUCCGCCGUGGGACAUCCAUAUGGAAUUGCCUUAUGGGACAAUGGCUGAUGAUGAAAUGCGAAAUCUUAAUGUUCCUGCACUACAGACUGAUGGUCUGAUUUUUCUUUGGGUCACUGGUCGUGCAAUGGAACUCGGAAGAGAAUGUUUAGAACUAUGGGGAUACAAGCGUGUUGAGGAGCUAAUUUGGGUUAAGACUAAUCAACUUCAAAGAAUUAUUAGAACAGGGCGGACAGGCCAUUGGCUCAAUCACAGUAAGGAGCAUUGCCUUGUUGGGAUAAAGGGAAAUCCAGAAGUUAAUAGGAACAUUGAUACAGAUGUUGUUGUUGCUGAGGUUCGAGAAACGAGCCGUAAACCAGAUGAGAUGUACCCUUUGCUUGAGAGGAUAAGUCCGAGGACAAGAAAGCUAGAAUUGUUUGCUCGCAUGCACAACACUCAUGCAGGGUGGAUAUCUCUUGGUAACCAACUGAAUGGAGCGCGGUUGGUGGACGAAGGGCUAAGAGCAAGGUUCAAGGCGGCAUACCCAAAUGUGGAGGUCCAGCCAGCGUCCCCUCCAAGGGCUUCAAUGGAGAUAGAUUCUGGGGCUGCUGCUCAACUCAGGAGUCCCUUUGCAGUAACAGAAUCAAAGCCCCCAGCUGGUCCUUAUGGGGGGGACCCUACGAUUCCAGAGGUCCCAUAUGGAGCAGGUACCCCAGAUAAAGCAAUUGCAGUAGGAGAAUCACUUUAGUCUUUGCCUUUGUUCUGUAUCCUUUUGUGUUAGUUUUACUUGCGUUUGUAUGUUUCAAUAUUUUGAUAUAUGCAGUAGUGUAGGUCAAAUGAGCAAAAGUAGUUGUCAGUCAACUCAAUUUUGUAUAAGAUAUAAGAGAAUUUAUUGUUCCUUUUUUUUCUUUUUAAAGAAAAAGGAUGAGGUAAUCCACCUUUAGUUGGCCAAGGGGUCAUUGGGAGAACAAAAGGAAUGGUGAAGGAAUUUGAAGAUUACGAUCCGUUCAAACUUCAUGGUGGUCAUUUAAAAUAUCAAGAUCAAGUUUUACUAA
Messenger RNA from Momordica charantia (bitter melon), 1653 nucleotides. RefSeq names its product mRNAadenosine methylase (gene MTA). Lineage: Eukaryota; Viridiplantae; Streptophyta; Magnoliopsida; Cucurbitales; Cucurbitaceae. Gene Ontology annotation, cellular component: RNA N6-methyladenosine methyltransferase complex; nucleus. Gene Ontology annotation, molecular function: methyltransferase activity. The record is from RefSeq and is a predicted model, not a curated record. Gene Ontology annotation, biological process: mRNA modification.